Molecule: messenger RNA, 5185 nt
Organism: Aspergillus ruber CBS 135680
Lineage: Eukaryota; Fungi; Ascomycota; Eurotiomycetes; Eurotiales; Aspergillaceae
Exons: 2
Coding region: 193-5016 (1607 amino acids)
Source: RefSeq, a predicted model, not a curated record
CUGAUAUAUUUUGCUUGAUUGAAAUCUGCAGGCUCCUUCACACUGCUCACGCUGGAGGCAUGAUGGCUUGUGCAUAAUGAGUCCAGACCUCACAUUUCCUUCUGUUACAAUGCAACAUUUCAACGGCCUGCUUGAGCCACAAUCGUUUAAUGAUUAUGAGGCAACGGAUAUCUUAAAAUCUAUUCCAUUUACAUGAUGGACGACUCUAUAGGGGACUGGAUUGCCACAUUGGUUCAGCGAUGUCUAUCGUUUUACCUAGAAGGGCCAGGCGACGCCGAUUUAGAAUUAGAGGAUGAUGGAAGUAACCUUCGUUUUACAAAUCCCAUCCCGAGAUCGGCUGUGAUCUAUCAGUACCUCAGUCCAAGAGAACGGCGCGUACAAACUCUGAAGUUGAUCGACGAGAAUACUCAGAUUGAAGCCAUCCUCUCGAGUGACUCGCUAGAUGCAUACAAUCUGGAGUCACCAGAUCGUCCACUCGAGUAUUAUAAUCCCACACAGUAUCGCAUUAAGUCGGAGCGUCAUGAGAUUGUCUUUGAGUAUUCAAUGUCCCGACCGAAAGUCCACCUUUUCAUCAAGAGAUUUUCCAUAGAAUGGGACCGAGGAAAGGUCACACCUUUUCAGGCGAGAAAACAACUGAAGAAGCGCGGUCAUAUCAAUACCCAGAUGAACAUGGUAUUUGGCAGAGUUAAACAGGCACAGCGCAGGCUAGACACGGCAGAUUCAGCAGGUAGUUCCGAGGGGUCUUUCGAGUCUCAAAACGACAAUGAUUUUAGGCAACAGUUUCCUGAGGAGGAUGACUCCGAGACUGGAAUAUCCCAAGAAGUUUUUAUGUCCCAAGUACCGUCUAGAGAUCGCUUAGCUGCUUCGAACCGUGUCCCAAACGUCGACCAUCGACCUAGCGUUACUGAGAAUGUGACGAUGAGUAAUGCGUUAACGGUUCUUGGAUCUCCAGAGGAUGCAAAACUUGGUAGCAAGGAUAUGCCGUGGUUGCGCUUGACAGAGCGGGAAAUAACCGAGCUAUGCGGUAAGCUGAAGCAGACUGCGGAGUGGCAUCCCAGUGAGGACUUGAUAAACAAAGAACUUGCUCUGCGUGGACGUGGAUUGGAGGCAUACAAGACUGCCAAGGCACGGGCGGACGCUAAAGGAGCGGAGUUUGUCGACUGUGAUGGUGUCGAGAACAGUUCAAUUGCAAGGGAACUUAACGUGAACAAUCGUAAUAAGGGCCAGGACGAGGCAAAUAAGCCAGAGAAACCGAGCCUUCCAAGGGAACACCAACUCAACGUUCUUACUAGAGAACAACCUACUCAGUGCAGUGCUUCUGCCAAGGAUCACCAAAGAGAAUUGCAACAUGCUUCAUCUGCCGAGAAGCCAGCUGGACAGCCAUCAAAAAACUAUUUCGAUAGACAAGACACUGACCCACGCAAAUCCCAAUCGAAAUCAGUCUCGACUGGGAAACAACAACUUGGUGAUAAUCAUCCAGGUUCCACUGAAACUAAGAGCGACCCAAAGCCGGCUAGUAACCGGACAUUCUCACCAACUCCUUCCGAAGUGGAAUUGCCUACGAGUAGGGUAGUUGAUAUUCGAAGUGCAAAGACUCACAAAGAUCCCCGAGAGAGUAAAAACAAUGCCGAACGAAAAUUAACAGUAACCCGUUUCGAAGAACCAAUCAAGGAAAGCGUGGAGACAGGAAACACGGACUCGCAUCCAACGGAGAAUACUUCGAAUGAGCCUGAUGUAAGAGGUUCGGACAGACAGUCAAAUUCUGACAAGCAAGAUCCUUGGAAUGGUCUGAAGAGACUUCGAAGUCGUGAUGUCAAGGUACCUAGGGAUCAGCAUAAAUUGCUAGAAGAUCAUCGUCAAUGGAUGCCUCCUUUGGCAGGAAAGUCAGACCCGCGAGGGCAUGUACCACCUGACCUACUGGCGCAAUGGAAUCGAAUUGUAUUGCUAAGGACUACUCGCGCAAAUGAAGGAGAGCAAGAAUUGAAAAGCUCGAGGCUACAGGCAUUCGAUAGUCGUGAUUCACCUUUCGGUGAUCCUGAUUCUGUACUCGAAACGGAUUCUGACGGGGGAAGUCAAUAUUCUUGGUCUCAAAGCCCACCCGAACGCCGUCCCGGUCACGAACUUCCAGCAAACGGUCAACUUCCAGCAGACAGCCCUGUGUCAGACAGGCGGAAAGCCAAAAAGUCCAGCUCGCCACGCCCAGGGGAAGGCGUCAGAGCUGAAGACAAGCUUCCUGAAGAUAUCGAUACGGACAUCCAUGCCAAUAAUGAACAGGACAAAUAUACAACAUCUGAACGGUCCGAAGCGCAUCAGGCACUCACACGGAACUCGAAGCAAGUUGAAAGUGAGCCAGCGAACGCAAGUGUUCCGGAGCCAACACCUGCGACUCUGACUCGAAAUCGCGAGGACGAUUCUGAUAAUGAAAGCGACGAAUCCGCUAUGGAUGCAGCGGUUCCAUGGCCACUAGGCGACAGCUCGCAAGCAGAAUUGCCGACCGAACGAACCGACCACGAACCUACUAGUUCGAGCCAAUUGCUCCCCCAACGAGACAGACAUGAACAUGUCCAAGUUGUGGAUACGCCUGCUGUAAACCUAACCCACCGAAAUUCUGAGAGACCAGCUAAGGAGAAUGCCACCAAUGUUCAGCAAGAGUCUUCCCCAGCAGCAAUAUCGUCAUCACAGUCACGGAUUUUCAAUACACAUGCUAGCCAUGCUCCAUCCAUGCGCAGUCCAUCUCAAGAUCUGCAUCUUUUGUCUCAGACGAACAAGGACAAUGAGAUCGACAUCAUGGGCACGCAAAUGAGUGGUGAGAACUGGCCAACGCAAUCGACUUCUAAUUCUCGUUCUGGGUUUGUCCCAAAUUCCUCUGGGCCAGAACGCAGAGAAUCUGUCGAUAUCGGGACCGAAACGGAGGGAAAUCCGGAGUUGCGGACCGAAGCUCGUACGCCCUUGGAUAAUGACCGACAAGCGGCCAAGAAUUGGACGGAGUUGCAGAAAUUAAUUGGUAGCGAAGCACUAGAGGUUUUGCAAACAGAGGACCGGAGCUAUCCGUAUACAGCCCAGCUGCGCAAACUUUUCAAAGACGACUUGAACGAAGGGAUUCGAAAGUUGAUACAAGCGGUAGUAACGAGGCUUCGGAAUGUGCGGUCAGGCAUGCUAGCAUUCCCCAGGAUUCAAUCCGAAGAUGCUUGGGAAGCGGAGAAGAUGUCGGGAGAAGAGACAUCGGACAGUGAGCUCGCAGAACUGGGGUUGAUGCGGGGCCCUGGAGGUCUGCCAGUGCGGAAGCAGGAUGUUGAGGAGAAUGGCCAGGAUGUGGAUGCGGAACCGGAGGAUUACGAGGACUGCAACGGCGGCAAUGUGGUUGAUAAUGGAGUCAGAGAGGAUGAUAGAGAGCCGCAGACCACUGAACCCGACGAGCAAAAAGUACCCCUGACGGCUCUGAUCCCAUCAGACGAUGGAGACCUUGGCACCACUGUCCCAAGCUCAGCGUGGGUCUCGUCUAUGGGUGGCGCAACGGAAGACGUCAAAGUGCCCAAUCUCAAGCGCUUUGCGUCUGUCUUUGAGACAGAGGAAGCUUCCCCAUCGAAGCGGCAGAGGACCGAACCCAUCGGAGGCCAGGACGCAGAAAGAAUCAGGAGAAGACAAAAAAAGGGCCCAACAUCCAACGUUAUGAGCCGUCGAGAAAGCUACAUCAACAGCACCGCAAACCGGGCUGAAGCCAUGCGAGCCUAUGAAAAGUUUCGAUCCGACUACCCGUUCUAUUCAGGGGAGUUCUUGCAUUUCAUUGAAUUGUGCUCGAUGCUGCAAUCUCUUCGAGAUAGAGGUUAUCUGAAAAGGUCGUUUCUGUGGGAUGAUUUUAUCAUCAUGCACCUAGAUCAAUACCCCACCUAUCUGCAAUUGUGUCGAGAGAUGGAUGCCAAAUCUGUAGAUUAUGAGGAAUACUUUUCGACGCAUUUCUCCAAGCCAACCUACAAGAAGCGAAGUCUCGAUGCCGAUGGAAUCGAGGUGUCAACAGCUCACUGGAUGGCCACCUGUCAGUCAAGAGCAGCAGCCAGUCCAUCUACCUCCCGUAGCCAAACAAAUGGCAUUCUUACGACCAGUUUUGUGAACAGAUUUUCGGCGUUCCAUGUGCAUUCUUCUUUCGGGCCAGGGACACAAGAUCAAACGGAUAUCGAAAGUGAUCAUUUAUCAACUACUGCGUCGUUCCCACCAACCCCCCUUAAGAAACCGCAACGCAAUGCGCCUACGUUUGCGCAGCGUCUAACAGUCGAUGAGCCGCAAUUGAGCGAGCAAAGUUCCCGCCAGCCCUCUCGUCAAUCUUCUCGCCAACCCUCUAUCGAUAGGGCCAAUAACCCCGAAGCCGCCGAUUUUGCUGAGCCGAACGCUCCAGAGCCGGCAAUCGAUGAAUUUGUUGCCGAAGACCCCAUAGAUUAUGACUCUGCGAUGGACGAACUCGAUGUUAGGAGACAGCUGCUGACGGAGAACGCCCAAGCGCUAUCUGCUGAGCAGACCACUACCGACGAGGUUAUGGCUGAGGGUGAUACAGUCGAAGAGCCCGCUGCAGGCAAACCCUCGGAGAUAAAAUCGAAUCUUGAGCUCUCACGUCCCGUAGUUACCCGCGGAAUCGAGGAUGAGCUUAGUAUACCUGAAAGCGAUCACGAAGACCAAGGCCAUGAUAAACAAGAGCAAGAGGUAUAUGAUGAAAUGGAAGAAACCCACUCUACCGCCAGCAUCGAGCUGGGUGACGAAGGACCAUUUACAAUUUCCCGGGAACCUCGCUCUGAAGCACGAGAGCCCGAGGUCGAGAGUGCCGAUGAAGGCUGGUUCGCGUCUCUUCGACAUAUUCGCCCACCGACAGGUCCCGUCUGGUCCGACGAUCCUAAUACUCCGUUCAAGUUGUGGGCGCGGACAGACCAAAACGUCAAGGUCGAGGUGUUGCGUCGUGGCGGCAGAUACCGCGAUGUAGACGAUAAAGGUAUCAUUCAGCGGUCUACUACGCUUCGUUCAAAUUCCUAACGAUUUCCCGUUUCCGUGGUCACAUUCGUGGAUCUCCCUUUUAUCUGCUAUCCCUUUAAUAACUCUGAUGCUUAUUCUUUAUGUGAUAUCCCAUAUGACGGUGUUUGUUUUGAUUGAUUCGUGCUGUACUAUACAAAUAACAUUUAUGCUCAAAUUAAGUGACAUGAAG